Messenger RNA from Oryza brachyantha (malo sina), 4612 nucleotides. RefSeq names its product E3 ubiquitin-protein ligase UPL4-like. NCBI's taxonomy places the organism in Eukaryota, Viridiplantae, Streptophyta, Magnoliopsida, Poales, Poaceae. The transcript has 16 exons. Bases 1 to 4020 code for a protein of 1339 amino acids. Gene Ontology annotation, biological process: proteasome-mediated ubiquitin-dependent protein catabolic process; protein polyubiquitination. The record is from RefSeq and is a predicted model, not a curated record. Gene Ontology annotation, molecular function: ubiquitin protein ligase activity.
AUGGCGGUGCUGCAGUACGUGGUGGCGGAGCUGAGCGACGAGGGCGCGGGCGCCGGGGCGCACGCGGCCGCCCUCGCGGCGCUCUGCGACGUGCUGGCCGUCGCCAGCGACGGCCUCUUCGACGUGUUCCCGAUCGCCGACUUCGUCAAGCGCCUCCCGCAGCUCGUCGCCUCCGGGGAGGGAGACGUGCCGCUCUUCGCCGCGCGCGCCAUCGCCGAGGCCUGCGAGGGGGUGCCGCUCUGGGCCCCCAGCUUCGCCAAGUACGGCGCCGUCGAGGCGCUCCGCGACAAGCUGCUCGCCGUCGACUGCAUUGAGCUCGCCGAAGAGUGCCUGCGAGCUCUGAAUGUCAUCUCCACGGAGCGCCCAGGCGAUUGCCUCCGUCUCGGUGUGUCAGCCGCCGUGCUGCAGUUCUUCGACUUCUUCUCGACGAACAAGCAAAAACUGGUGCUCAAGAUCGUCGCUAACGUCCUCAAGGACUUCGAAGAGAAGGAUGCGGACAAAGCCAUGGAGGCCGCGCCCGGGCUGUGUGCCCUCCUGCAAUCCACCGACAAGACGAUGAUCGACUCCGCCGUUUCAUGCUUGGUUUUGGUCUCUUAUGGUGCUUCCGGCAGUGCCAAACAUAUGGAAAAGCUUUAUGAGCUUAAUGCAGUUGAGGCAAUGAUGAGGUUGAUGGAGAACAACGGGUGGAAGAGCCUCAGUGAUGACACUUUAUCUGGCAUCCUUGGGCUGCUCAAAGACCUAGCUUCUGUCUCAGCAAGGGUUGCGAAGUCUCUAUUUGAGUUAAAUAUCUGUGAUUUUCUAAAGCAGAUGAUAACAUACUACACCUUGUCGCACAGUGAUCACAAUAAGGUGCAGAUGCUUAUUGAGCUCAUUUAUUAUCUUAUGCCACCUCUUGAAAGGUGUGACCAUCGCACUGAAUUAAUAAUUGCAAAGAAGAACGUCAUCAUAGAAGAAAGCAGAUAUGUCGAACAGGUUGCUAGCAUCCUUACCUUUAUAAUACAGGUUGCAAAAUCUGCUGCACUAUCAUCAAUUUGCUACAGCUGUGUUGUUGUCAUUAGAAACAUUGUUGAGUUAAGCACACCUUCCUCUUUGGUGGAGGUACAGAAGACUGUAAACAUAUCAAGCUUACUUGCCGUCUGGCUGGCCCGGAAAAACCGUCAUAUCAUAUUCCAAACGCUCAACAUUUCAAAGACCCUUCUGAAAAAACACCAGAAAUUCUUCUUUGAGACCUUCAUCAAGGAGGGUGUAAAGCAUGCAAUUGAUACCAUACUAGCACAAGAAAAAGAUGCAAAAUCAAAUCAUAAGCAAAGAGGAAAGAACCUGCAAGAAAGUUGCCUUUGCUUUGAUCUAGACUUGGAUACCUCAACAGAUGAUGCAUGCAGGAUUGAGAAAGGCGCUAUCCUCAAACUAUCGGAGGAUAUAAAGAAAAACUUCUUGGUAAAGGAAACUGCCAAGCCUCAUCAUAGGUUUGGGUGUGAUUUUAAAAGUAUAAAGGAAUUAUUUUCUCGAUUGAACGGACAUGCCGAGCCACCCCCAGCUAAAGAACAGAAUCUCAACAGGUCAGAAAAAGAUCAGGAACUCUGCAAGCAGUUGUCUGAUUUUUCAAGGCAAUUAUUAUCAGAUGAACUGCCAAGUACUUCUACUUUUGAGUUUGUUCAGAGUGGAUCGGUCAAACACUUGGCAGGUUAUCUUUCGAAUGGGGCAUACUUCAAUUCAAAUAUCAGGAAUUGCCAGGACUUUUUAGGGGAGCUUAAGGAGGUGAAAAACCGGCUGCAGAAGUUCACCCAUUUGGCUCUUACAGUGAGGAAUCAAAGCUCGGUGAAGCCACUUGGGAUUUUGGUUGAGAAACUGAUAGAUGCGCUGCAUGUGUGCUAUGACAGUUUUCCUGUAAUACUAGCUGAUGAACAGCAUACACGUGAGAGCACUAUGAUUCCUCUGAGGGACUCAGGAACCGAGGGACCAGUUGAUCUGUAUAUAAAAUUUUCAAGGUCAUCCACGAAGGAGGAGUUGGACAAUUAUAAUAGUGUUCUCCCUGUUUAUCUUUCUUCAACACCUGAAUCCAUUGAAGAGGUCCUCUGGCCUGAGAUUUGUAGAAGAACUGGCAAUGAAUCUGCAUACAAGGAAGCCACUCAAGAAGCAAAUGGGAGCAGAACACCAGUUGGGCUCAGAAAUGGUGGUGGGCGAAAGUCCUCAAGGUUGAAGUUCUCUUACAAAGGAACACAUCUCCAGUCAUCUACAACAUUUUUUGAGUCAAUCCUCCGUUCAAUGCAUGAAGGACAAACUGAUAUCCAGAUUGACCCAUCUUUCUGGGAUAAAGAUCACAAAAUAGUAUACAGAAGAAGAAACAAAAGCAAAAAAAUAUCUUCGCAGAGUUCCUAUAAUACCCAGUUGUCCCGUGUGCAUGAAAAACUUGGAAUAUCAUUGAUAAAGGACCCGUUUUUCUCUACCAUAUUCACUGGCAAGCUUCCUGGCGAUCUGGAUGAAUCUGAUCCAUCAUAUAACUUCCUGUUCAUGCUGAAAGUCCUUGAAGGGCUCAACCGUUUCUCAUAUCAUCUGUCAAUGGAUGAGAGGUUAUGCAAAUUUUCUGAAGGCUACCUCCAAGCGUUGGAUGACCUUAUGGUGACAAUUUCUCCAAUUCCACGGGAUCAGUUCGUGAGCAGUCUUCUGACAAAUAAGCUAGAGCAGCAAAUGCAAGAUAGCUUGUUUGGGGAUGGCUUGAUACCCUCGUGGUGUAUACACUUGGUUGAAACUUGCCCGUUCUUAUUGUCAUUCGAAGCUCGAUGGAAGUACUUCUGCCUAACUGCACAUUGCUCGUUCAUGACAGACAAGAAUGGCAGUUCAACAGAAACUAAGAAAUACAGGGUAAUACGGAGCAAAAUCCUUGAAUGUGCUGCAUCCAUGUUUAACAAACAUGGGUCAGACACCAAAUUCAUUGAGGUGGAAUUUGGUGGAGAGGCUGGGACCGGUCGAGGCCCAACCUUCGAAUUCUAUACUACAGUUAGUCAUGAACUACAGAAAAUGGGUCUUGGAAUGUGGAGGGGAGACAUCACGAGCCAAGAAAACAAAGCUGGUUUUGUCCAUGCCCCUUUUGGUCUCUUUCCACAACCAUGGUCCUCAGCAAACACUUCAUCUCGAGGGAUCAGUUUGUCUGAUGUUGUACAAAAAUUCAAGCUUCUCGGGCAUCUUGUAGCAAGAUCAGUUUUGGAUGGAAGGGUCCUGGACAUUCCUCUCUCGAAAGCAUUUUACAAGCUCAUGCUUGAACACGAGCUUGAUAUUUAUGACAUCCCAUCAUUUGAUCCCGAGCUGGGCAAGACUGUUAUAGAGUUUCAAGCACUUGUUAAAAGGAAGAAGUUCUUGGAGGAAAGGACAUCCAACCUGGCAGCUGAUUUGUCCUAUAAAAACGUGAGAUUUGAGGAUUUAUGUCUUGACUUUACCCUUCCUGGAAACCCGGAGUAUGAACUUGUCCCUGGAGGCUCAGAGAAGAUGGUGACACCUGACAAUUUGGAGGAGUAUGUGUCUUCAGUUGCUGAUGCAACCUUGAAAAGCGGGAUUUCCAAUCAAAUAGAAGCUUUCAAGGCUGGAAUUAACGAGGUUUUUGCUCUUAAGACCCUUCAAUUGUUCAGUGAAGAUGAGAUGGAGCGGAUACUAUGCGGCGAACAAGAUUCUUGGGCUUCAAACAAACUUGAGGAUCACAUCUGUUUUGAUCACGGGUAUGAUGCAAAUAGUCCACCAAUAAUUAGUUUCCUGGAGAUCUUGCGUGAGUUUGGAAGAGAGGACCAACGGGCAUUCAUGCAUUUUACAACUGGAUCUCCUCAGCUCCCACUUGGUGGCCUAGCUUCGCUUGAUCCUAAGCUCACCAUUGUCCGAAAGCAAUGUGAUGGCAAAGUAGACGACGAAUUACCAAGUGUUAAUACUUGCCGGCAUUUCUUCAAGCUUCCACCGUACUCCUCCAAGGAGAUCAUGAGACAGAAGCUCAAAUAUGCUAUCAAGGAGGGUUUAGGCUCAUUCCAAUUGUCAUGAUAAUUUUGUCAAAAAAAAUUGUCAUGAUAAAAGGCUGAAGGGAUACAUUGCAGAAUGAUGGUGUACAGUACCUAGCAAUUCCGGCAUUCACUGCUGAUGCCUGCGAGGGAAUUGCACUGACUAAUUUGACUUUAGAUUAUCUCAUCUGGUGAUGUUUCUGUCUGGGGGGAUAGUCACUUGAGAUGUAACACUAAUUCUCUCACCUCUGCUAGAUUGAUUAUGUAUAUAGCUUACCUCUAUUCUUUCGUGUCAUAUGUUCAUAACAUGUUUACAGCCCCAAUCUCUGGGGACUGUACUGCUGCUCUUUGAUAAUGAAUAUCUACACUUGUCCGAGGGCGGCAGAAUUUUCGGCCGAGAUACAGGAAUGCUUUCGACUCGCUCUGUAUGCUCACAACCUGGCUGGUUUGGAAAGAGCAGAACGCUCGAGUAUUCACGCAUGAAUGAAUCUAGGAAAACACGUGGCAAACAUGAAUGAAUCUAGGCAAACACAGAGUACAUAUGAGUGUGUCCGUGAUCCUGAUUUACCUUAGAUAGUAUUCUGUCUGUCGCUUUGUAAUUUAACUGGGCCUGGCAAAAAAAAAAAAAAGCUUGU